AUGCAUUUCACCACCAUCUCCACGGCCAUUGCCGCCACCCUCCCCUUGGCCUCGGCCGCCCUGAACAAGCCCAUUAUCAACCCUCAGUUCCCCAAUGGCGGCCUCGGCAGCCUGGGACCGGGUCUGAUGCAGCACUUGCAGCCGGCGAAGCGCACAUGGGACAAAUGGGGCCCGGGCUGGAUCCCCGAGGACUGCAAGAACCUGGCCAAGUCCAACAACUUCUCCCCUUUCGACAUCACGCCGUUCAACAUCCACUACGAGGACUGCCCAGACUCGUGGGUCUUUUGCCGUCAUAAGGACUCGCCGCUCAGCGAGACGGCCAUGAUUGACAUGUUUGGCCGCAUGCCCGUCAAGAUGCGCUCUUACAUCCGUCACAUUAUUGCCCUUCCCGGCACUCGCUCGGCGGGCAGCGCUGGUGACAACAUCCAGAUGAACGGUGACUGCGAAAUCACAGUCUUUGUGCAUGAGACAGGCCACUCGCUCGACUCGCACGCCUUUGACCCGAAGUACGGCGCCCCCUUCUCUAACAGCAAGGUCUGGCUUGACAACUACAACCAGGACUCGGCUGUCUGCGACGGCUACGCCCAGUCCUCGCAGCAGGAGAACCUCGCACAAGAGACCGUCGUUGGCCUCUUCGAUAAGGUCGUCCCCGGUGGCGUCGGCACCAUCCAGCCCAACUGGAAGGCCAUUUUCCACCAGUAUGCCACUGUCCAGGGCUACCUGGGCGACCAGAUCCUGCCCGGAGGCACCUGUAGCCACCGCUUGACCAACAGCAAGCCCGUGCCGAUGGGCGACUCCAAGAAGUCUCGCCGCGGACUCGGCCCGGCGCCUGAUGUCUCGCUUAGCGCUCACGUCACCGAAAUCGAGCCCAUUGCUAUGGGAGACUCUAUCGUCCUAACCCAGUACAACGACGGUGGCGACGCGAUCAGCAAGAGGGAGGUCACCCUCAACUAG
This is a messenger RNA of Akanthomyces muscarius, 954 nucleotides long. RefSeq lists its product as uncharacterized. The record is from RefSeq and is a predicted model, not a curated record. The coding region runs from base 1 to 954 and encodes 317 amino acids. NCBI's taxonomy places the organism in Eukaryota, Fungi, Ascomycota, Sordariomycetes, Hypocreales, Cordycipitaceae. The transcript has a single exon.